This is a messenger RNA of Petromyzon marinus (sea lamprey), 1560 nucleotides long. RefSeq lists its product as uncharacterized. The record is from RefSeq and is a predicted model, not a curated record. Lineage: Eukaryota; Metazoa; Chordata; Hyperoartia; Petromyzontiformes; Petromyzontidae. Gene Ontology annotation, molecular function: protein binding.
AUUUUCCUAUCGGACGUAAACAGGCAAAACCACAGUUUGGUAAAAAAAAAAUGAAGCACAUUAAAAGGAAGUUGCGAUAAACCCUCAAAGUGCCGACGACCCAACUCAUUUUCCAUUUUGAAAAAAGAGAACCUACUGAGUGUAUCAGCUGAUGAUACAACACCAAAAAAAACACUUAAAAUGUGUUUUCAUUUCUGUAUACAUUUAUUUUGUUUGCUCUUUAUUAAAGGACUUCAAGCAGCCAACCAGGAAACUUCCAUCUUUGUGGAAGAUGCAGAAAGGGCCUGUCUGCCGUGUGGCCACGAUGUCGGCACAGAGCCAGGCUGGGUGGUCUGGUUCAAGAUCGCACAAGUAAACGGCAGCCGGCCGGUUCCUGUGAUCGCGUGCUCUGGGGAAACAGCCCUUUUCCCCUCUUGUGAGGGUGACGAGGAGACAUCAGCCGAAGAUUUGAAGUUCAUCUGCUCCAGAAACCAUGACCUAAACAUAAGAAAUACGCACGUAUCUGACUCGGGAAUUUACAUUUGUGCUGCUGCAUCCUACCUUGAUCGAUGUUUGUGUAACAGUAGGACGAUGUGCGAGUGGGAUAUGUUGAAAGAGACUCAGAAUAAAUUCAACAAUCACCAAUACCAGAAGAGUGUUAGAUUAACGGUGACAGCGUUGGUGGAGACAACGUACAUCAUAACGGUGCACACAGGAGAUGUGACUUAUGCUGGAACAGGCGCCCGUGUGUUCAUUGGCCUAAGUGGAAAAAAAAUAUGGCAAUCAGAACUCUCUCAUUCAUCAUGUAGCUGUUUCGAACGAGAUAAGAUUGAUGUCUUCAGAGCCAAAACUAAAAAUCUUGGAUGCAUAACAGACUUAUAUGUAUGGCAUGACAAUGGUGGAAUUGGUUCUGGUUGGUACCUUGACACGAUUGAUGUUUACGAUGGACACACUAAUUACAAGUUUGAAUUGAAUGCAUGGAUCUAUGGUCCAGAAAAAACGAGACUCCGCUUAAAGGCUAUCGAUGCACCAUCAUGUGGUUGUACCGUCUCUUCCUCUGAACCAUACUCAAACAUGGACAACUGUGUCAAUGGCAUGGUGAACAUGAAGGCUCUGUGUGACCAAUUUUCAAUCCAAAAUGGAACAGUUGAAACGUUUACAUCUCCUUCUUCUAUGAGACCAAUGGACGAGCUGUUAAGCUCAACGCUUCCCAGUGAACACGAGACCCCAAAUGUGCUGGUCCCAGCCACCACAGGAGCGGUGGUCUCCUUAGCUGUAUUGGUGGUGGGUGUUGCAGGCGUGUUCUGUCAUUUAAAAAAAAGGCGUGUAUUGAAAAGAAAUGAGAGAACAUGCAGAAAAGUCACUCCGAGUGAGAAUGUUUGUUAUGUAAGAGGACAUGUCAAGCCUGCUGCAAAAUACAAAGAACCAUCGGCAGAGCUAUUCAGUAUCUAUGAAAACAUGUAGGUCACAUUCCCACCAAGAAUGGGCAGCUCAUCCUGCAACCGAGUGGAUGAAUAAUAGGGUUUUCCCCCUUUUUCUAGCAACAAAACUGAAACCUUUUUACAAGGAUUCAUGUCUGCA